GGGAGGGGAGGGGAGAAGAUGGGGCGGUUGUCCAACCCCCGUGGAGAGUGUAUAAAAAGCGUCCACUCUGGGGAAAAGCCAUCGUCCUCGGCUCAGGCCCAACCAAGCUCCUGUCUGCACCUGCUUGCCACCUCGCUCUCACCAUGAGUUCUCGCCUGCAGAGUUCCUCUGCCAGCUAUGGAGGUGGUUUUGGGGCUGGCUCUUGCCAGCUGGGAGGAGGCCGCAGUAUCUCUACCUGCUCCACCCGUGUUGUCUCUGGGGGAUCAGCUGGGGGCUAUGGGAGUGGCAUAAGUUGUGGCUUUGGUGGAGGGGCUGGUAGUGGCUUUGUAGGUGGCUUUGGAAGUGGCUUCGGAGGUAGCUUCGGAGGUGGCUUCGGAGGUGGCUUCGGAGGUAGCUAUGGUGUCGGUUUCAAUGGUGGCUUUGGUGGUGGCGAUGGCAGCCUCCUCUCUGGCAACGAGAAGAUCACCAUGCAGAACCUCAACGAUCGCCUGGCUUCUUACCUGGAGAAGGUGCGUGCCCUGGAGGAGGCCAAUGCCGACCUGGAGGUGAAGAUCCGUGACUGGCACUUGAAGCAGAGUCCGACCAGCCCGGAGCGUGACUACAGCCACUACUACAAGAUCAUCGAGGAGCUCCGGGACAAGAUCCUGGCAGCCACCAUCGACAACAACCGGGUCCUUCUGGAGAUUGACAAUGCCAGGCUGGCUGCAGAUGACUUCAGGCUCAAGUAUGAGAAUGAGCUGGCCUUGCGCCAGAGCGUGGAGGCCGACAUCAAUGGCCUGCGCAGGGUGCUGGAUGAGCUGACCUUAUCCAAGACUGACUUGGAAAUGCAGAUUGAGAGCCUGAAUGAGGAGCUGGCAUACAUGAAGAAGAACCAUGAGGAGGAGAUGAAGGAGUUCAGCAAGCAGGUGGUAGGCCAGGUCAACGUGGAGAUGGAUGCCACUCCGGGCAUCGACUUGACCCGAGUGCUGGCAGAGAUGAGGGAGCAGUAUGAAGCCAUGGCAGAGAAGAACCGCCGGGAUGCUGAGGAAUGGUUCCACAGCAAGAGUGUAGAGCUGAACAAGCAGGUGACUUCCAGCACCGCCAUGAUACAGACCAGCAAGACGGAGAUCACAGAGCUCAGGCGCACGCUCCAGGGCCUGGAGAUAGAGCUGCAGUCUCAGCUUAGCAUGAAAGCUGGGCUAGAGAGCUCGGUGGCAGAGACAGAGUGCCGCUACGCCCUGCAGCUGCAGCAGAUCCAGGGGCUCAUUAGUGGCAUCGAGCAGCAGCUGAGCGAUCUCCGCAGCGAGAUAGAGUGCCAGAACCAGGAGUACAAGGUGCUGCUGGACAUCAAGACCCGACUGGAGCAGGAGAUCGCCACCUACCGCAGCUUGCUCGAGGGCCAGGACGCCAAGUAG
Messenger RNA from Loxodonta africana (African savanna elephant), 1394 nucleotides. RefSeq names its product keratin, type I cytoskeletal 13. Gene Ontology annotation, cellular component: keratin filament; cytoskeleton. Gene Ontology annotation, biological process: intermediate filament organization; epithelial cell differentiation. Lineage: Eukaryota; Metazoa; Chordata; Mammalia; Proboscidea; Elephantidae. The transcript is spliced from 6 exons. The coding region runs from base 144 to 1394 and encodes 416 amino acids. Gene Ontology annotation, molecular function: structural molecule activity. The record is from RefSeq and is a predicted model, not a curated record.